Molecule: messenger RNA, 2683 nt
Organism: Microdochium trichocladiopsis
Lineage: Eukaryota; Fungi; Ascomycota; Sordariomycetes; Xylariales; Microdochiaceae
Exons: 3
Coding region: 250-2481 (743 amino acids)
Molecular function (GO): LPPG:FO 2-phospho-L-lactate transferase activity
Source: RefSeq, a predicted model, not a curated record
CACACGAGGGACGCCUCACACUCCGACAUCUCACUCUCACUCACUAGCUUGCCUCCUCGGCGAGCAACCGACGACGAUCCCUGCUUUUGAAGAUCGAGAGCUGAGAUAUCGAACCACCAACUGCCUUUCUCCCUUUGUGGCAGACAGACAGAGCUGGUCAGUUGCGCUACGAGAAGCUUCCGUUUUGAAAGGAGCGACAGACCUCCAACCCGGCCAAACUCACGAUUUGGCCACGCCCAGACGCUCGCCAUGUCUCGACCACAAGCAGCCGCGCCAGGCACAUCAGCAGGCGGCGUUGUCGUCUUUGGCGGCGGCACCGCGACGAACAGCCUCGUCGACGUGUUUGAAUCGCUGCGCGCGACGAGCAGCAGCCUCAGGGGAGCGCGGGGAUCUUCGGGGCAGUGCACGCUGAGCUAUGUGAUUCCCAUCAGUGAUAACGGCGGCAGCUCUUCGGAGCUCAUCAGAGUGUUUGGGGGUCCUGGUAUUGGUGAUGUGAGAAGCCGUCUCGUCCGAUUGAUCCCGGACUCGGAUACAGACCCGGAGCGCGCCUCACUCAAAGAACUCUUCAACCACCGACUCCCAGAAGACCACGCUCUCGCCCGCUCAGAGUGGCUCGACAUCGUCGAGUCCCGCCACCCACUCUGGGGCCCGUCCACCACCAGCACCUCCUCCUCCUCAUCGCAGGCCACUCCUGGAUCGACCGGGUAUCCCGCGGGCAGCGGCGGUAUAUCCUCCGAGAAGCGGGAGCUCAUCCGCAGCAUCUUCAACAUUGUCAACAUGGAGAUUGUCAAGCGCGCGCGACCCUCGUCCGUCUUCAACUUUAGCCGCGCGAGCAUCGGCAACCUGUUCCUCACGGGCGGGCGCGUCCUCACCGGUAGCCUCGAGAGCGCGGUGUACCUGCUCGCCACGAUCUGCGGCGUCCCCGAGCACGUCCGGGUCGUCCCCGCGAUCAACUCGAAUUUCACGCACCACAUCUCUGCCGGGCUGGCGAACGGGGAUGUCAUCACGGGGCAGAACUCCAUCUCGCACCCUUCGGCGCCGACGGCGCUGCCUGACGAUGGGAGCAGUCGGGGGAUGAUGGCUGGCGGGAAUGGUGGUGGUGGUAUGGACGUGGAUGUGAGGGAUGAGACGGCCAUGUUGGACCUGAUCGAGGAUGCCACGCUGCCUGGGUCCUUGCCGACGUUGAGAAAGCCAUACAUCUCCUUCAACAAGGGCGGCGGCGCGUUGACGCCGUUGCUGUCAACCGCCGAGUCGAGCAGGCCCGGCAGCACCGGGCAACACACCCCCAUCACCGGCAACGAUACGACAACGCCAAAUGCCGCGAGGCCCACUAGCAACGGCAGGGACACACUGGACAGCCUGACCUUCGACUUGCAAAGCACCAACAUCAUCACAUCCUCACCCCCGCAAGAACCGCAAGACCGAGAGCCCUCCACAACCCGGGCACCACCACCACCAUCAUUCCUCCUCCCGGGAGGCGACCACCCUUUACCCGCCCGGAUAGACCGGAUCUGGUACAUCAACCCGUACGGGCACGAGAUCUGGCCGCCCGCGAACCCCAAAGUCACGCAGACCAUCCUGCACAGCGCGUCGACCGUCAUCUACAGCAUCGGCUCGCUGUACACGUCCAUCGUCCCGUCCCUCGUGCUGCGCGGGGUCGGCGCCGCGCUGGCCAGCUCCCGCACGGCCCGGCACAAGAUCCUGAUUCUGAACUCGAGCCUUGACCGGGAGACGAGCGGGCGGCCGUUCCGGGCGAAGGCAAGGCUGGCAGAAGCAGAAGCAGACGCAGCAGCAGCAACGGAGAAGGGACAUGCCGCGGCACAUGGCCAGGGCCCUGAUGACCAGAGCUAUGGUACAGAUCAUACGGGAGGAGGAGGAGGAGAAGGACAGGCGGGGCCAGAAGACGAGGACUUCACCGCCGCAGACUUCAUCCGCGCCAUCGUGCGCGCCUGCGUGCAGAGCCAGGGAGAGCUGCCCGCCCGCAUGGCGCGGCGGUCCUCGCUGUCCUACAAGGUCCGCCAGCAACAGCAGCCGCCUGCUUCUUCUUCUGCUGCUGCUCUCUCGCGCACUUCCGCUCCGCCUGGCGGCUCGGAAGAUCCUACGUCGUCAAGUACCCGAGAUGGCCAUCGCCCUGCUGCCGCUGCUGCUACCGCCGCCGCGCCACACCGGACCAGCACCAACGAAAAACACCACCAGCAGCAGGAGCCGGAUGACUUAUUCUUCUUUGACAACCCGGCCGUUGUGCGCCGCUACGUCACGCAUCUGGUCUACCUCGAGGCUCCCGGGGCGCCGCGCGUGGACAAGAAGGUCCUUGCGGGGAUGGGCGUCGAAUGUGUGCGCGUGUACGGGCGGCGGGAGGGGGGACGGGUGGUGGUGGUGGUGGUGGUGGUGAAGCGGCAGCAGGUCUUCUGGCUCCAGGAGGGCAAGCACCACAACAGCAGCAGCCACAGGGACCACUGCGCUACGACAUUGCCGGGCUAACCCGUGCGCUAGAGGCGAUCAUCGUCAUGGGCGGCGGCGGUGGUGACAAGGCUGGAUUUACGCGCAGUCGCCGGAACACAAGCGGGCAGUAAGCAACUAGAGGUGUUAAUACAAAUAUCAAGGUUCGUAUUGAGCCGGCAUCGGACAGAUCCAGGGGCGCUGCUUUUCGCCAUGCUCAAUUGUUGUGCCCCCUUCACGGGCU